CUAUAUCACAAUAUAGAUCACAUCUAUAUCACAUCUACAUCACAACCAUAUCACAUCCACAUCACAUUCACAUCUCCAGAUACGCACUAUCCCGAGUAAAAAUGGCCACUUCCGGUUCGAUCCUGGUCGCCAUCUUCCUGCUGAGCGCCACCCUCAUUUCCGGCCAGCAGAUCAAAGAGACCGCGCCCACAGCGCGAUUACUGGAUCGCUUCGAUAACCGAUACCCCGACGGAAGCUACGAGUAUCGCUUCGAAUUGGACGACGGUACAGCUCGCUAUGAACGCGGCUAUUUCGCGAAGAUCAACGAUGUGAAGACCCUAAUGGUCGUGGGCUACUACGCCUAUCGGAUGACCGACGGGCGUUACAUCACCGUGUUCUACAAUGCCGAUCAAUUUGGCUAUCGGCAGAAUCAGUCGAUCACGCCGCAGGAAUAUCCCAAUCUGCCGCGCUCCAUCGAGGUGCCCAUGGUCAGCGAGGCAUCUGCGGCAUCGGCGGCAUCCUCGACAUCCGAUGGCAUCUCCAGUUCCCAAGCCAGGCUGGAGGCCCAUGGUAACCCCGCCAUGACGACGACCACGCCCCGGGGGGCGGGCACAAAUCGCAGGGGCCGCUACUGAGAGUCCGUAAUUGCCCACCAUGCCCACCAUUAUUAUUAUUAUGGCUCCUUGCAUCGUUUUCCUUUACAUAUAUGUUUACUUCUUGUCUUUCCUUUUUUUUUUUUUUUUG
Molecule: messenger RNA, 723 nt
Organism: Drosophila yakuba
Lineage: Eukaryota; Metazoa; Arthropoda; Insecta; Diptera; Drosophilidae
Gene: Cpr12A
Product: larval cuticle protein 16/17
Exons: 2
Coding region: 102-614 (170 amino acids)
Cellular component (GO): chitin-based extracellular matrix
Molecular function (GO): structural constituent of chitin-based larval cuticle
Source: RefSeq, a predicted model, not a curated record